GCGCUCACGUGAAGCUUCGGAGCGGAUCAUGGCGGCGCCUCUCGGACGGGACGCCCUACCUGAACACUGGUCCUACGGCGUCCGCGGGGACGGACGGGUCUUCUUCGUCAACGACGAGACGCGCAGCACCACCUGGCUCCAUCCUCGCUCCGGAGAGCCCGUGAACUCCGGACACAUGAUCCGCUCAGAUCUACCUCGGGGAUGGGAGGAAGGCUUUACCGACGCUGGGACCAGCUACUUCAUUAAUCAUAAUCAGAGGAGCACAUCGUAUCUCCAUCCUGUAACCGGACAGAUCUGCCCUGACAACAUGGACUACAUCCUUCAAGAACAGCCACAGGGCGCUCACAUACUGUCCAAACUCACAGCUGAGCAGCUCUCCAGCACCACUGUGAGUGAAGCCUCCACUGCCAUCACCUCCUCCACUGUGGACACCACUUCUGCCCCAAAGUCUUCUCGGUCCAGUGGUAAGGUUCACAGCUUUGGAAAGAGAGAGCAAUCCAUCAAAAGGAAUCCCAAUGUGCCAGUAGUGGUCCGAGGAUGGCUGUACAAACAGGACAGCUCUGGGAUGCGCCUGUGGAAGAGGAAGUGGUUUGUCUUGGCCGAAUUCUGUCUUUUCUACUACAAAGACAGCAGAGAGGAGUCGGUCCUGGGUAGUAUUCCUCUGCCCAGCUACGUUAUUUCACCUGUGGGACCUGAAGAUCACAUCAGCCGCAAAUAUGCCUUUAAGGCUAGCCACACUGGUAUGCGCUCGUACAUUUACAAGCAGAGCUCUGUGAUUGGCUCGCAGGCAGAGCACACUGGAAUGCGAACGUAUUACUUCAGUGCUGACACGCAGGAGGAUAUGAACACCUGGCUGAAGGCCAUGAACCAGGCUGCGCGGAUGCAAAACUACGCCAACACACUCAUCAGACCUUCUGACAAGAUAGAGAAGUUGUUACAUCAGGCUGUUCCACAGACAAACCACGUAAACCACCACAGCAUCACGACGUCAGACUCUGAGACUACAAAAUCAACUGUCCACGAGGUUCUCCUGGAGCCCAUUCAUCGAGAGCCAGAGGAGCUCUGCAGCUUUCACAAAGACUCUCCUGGCAGCAUCAUGCUGGAGCAGCCCAUAGGAGGUACACUGUUUGAAAUGGACACGCACACGUCCCUUCCAUCCAACCCUCCAGUCACUGCCGUCCCGCAUUCAGACAUGUCGGCCUCAGCUCCUGUGUCCAGAGCGCCGUCCCGUGCUCCAUCACGGGCCACCUCCACCUUGCCCUCCAGUGUUUGCACUAGGAACGGCCUCGUCUCCACACCCAGCCCCAUCCUGGAGCCAAAUGGCAUCGCAGCAGGGACGUACCAAAGAGCGCCAGACCCACCAGUACUGGACACACACAAGCAUUUGCAGAGGAGGAGUACUCUGGAGCAGGUGGAGCAGUGGGUCAAAGUUCAAAAGGCUGAGCAUAGAGGCAGCCCCCCAUCCAGAGAGAGCACCCUUCCUCGUCGCACGCCACCAAACCAGCACAAGUACUCCUCCAUGGACACCUAUCAGACACUGCCAAAAAACCCACGCCACAGCCCCCCUCCUGGUAGACAUGGUGAAUACAAGUAUGCUCAGGACCGCCUGAGCCACUUCCGUCUCACCCCUGAUCAGGGGUGCUCAGGGUCCAACACCGUGUGGCAACUGUACGAAUGGCAGCAACGCCAGCAGUACCGCCACGGGAGCCCCACUGCGCCAAUAUACACCCCGGCUCCAGAGUAUCCAUUUGGCCCUCGCCCCCCAUCCACUGUGCCUCCCUCUUCCUCAGCUCCCAGGUCAGAAGGGUCUCCUCGCUGUGUGUCAGUGCCACCCUCGUCUGCAGACGUCCCUCCACCGGGCCCUCCGCCUGGCACCAGCAGAACCCUGUCACCUGCACGGAGGCCGCACACGCCUGCUGAACGGGUGACAGUGAGGCCAAUGGGUGAUAUGUCAGCACUGGACCUCCCCUUCGCUGUGUCCCCCCGGAGGACCAAAUCUCAGAUGCUGAAGACUGCUACUGUAGAGAGGCGCUCUAUGCCACCAUCCGGCUACAUCACACACACAGUGAGUGCGCCCAGCCUUCAUGGCAAAACGCCCGAGGAGCUCACUCUGCUCCUCAUUCAGCUGCGCCGCCACCAGGCCAAGAUGGCCUCUGCACGCCAGCAGACCUUUGCCCAACUGCAGCAGCUCAGUGGUCCCCAAGAGUCCUGCCUCAAAAACCAACUUCUUGCUGCUCCCACCACUAGCACCAGCCUCGUCCUCAGCUCGAACCCCUCUCCUGAGUCCCACCUUGGACAUGUUGGCCUCUCAACUCCACUUGGCCCUUGCAGUACCCAGGCGGAUGACACAUACAUGCAGCUAAAGAAGGACUUGGAGUAUUUGGAUCUCAAGAUCAGAGCUCUAGAGCCGCUGAUCCUCGCAGUUCACAGUUUACUACUGCACUGCACUGCUGGGCCUCUCAGGCCUCUAAUGAACGUAGCUGGAAGUCAGACAUUGAAGGAAACAGGGAAACCUGUGAAAGUUGCAGAAAGCGACGUAGAUGUGAAGCUGAGCCGGUUAUGUGAGCAGGAUAAGAUCCUCAAAGACCUGGAGGCCAGAAUCAGCUCCUUGAAGGACGACAAGGACAAGUUGGAGAGAAUACUGGACGUGUCCCACCAGCAGAUGGAGCAGUACCAGGAGCAGCCGUCCCAUGCCCACAAGAUCGCCUACCAGCAGAGGCUGCUGCAAGAAGAUCUGGUGACCAUCAGAGCUCAAAUAUCCCGACUGUCCACGGAAAUGGCCCAUGCCUGGGAGGAGUACAACAGGCUCGAAACAUCUGUGGAGCAGUUGAGGAUUGCCCUGCAGGCACUUAUGAACCACAGCGACACAUCUCAGCAAGAAAAGACCGAGAUGAAACGGGAGAUGUGGAGGAUCGAGGACGUCAUGGGGGGACUCAGUGCCAGCAAGGCCAACUACAAGAUAACCAUCGACUCCAUCCAGAACCCAGACAGGAAAUUAGUGCCUUCGCUGCCCGACCCAGCAGUGCCUUCCCACAGCGCAGACGUCCAGCCCCCUCCUCGCAGCUCCAUCCCCAGCAUCCUCUCCCACACAUUGCCCCCCAGCACCGUGCCAAAGUGGGCAGAGGACAGUGCCCCACCCAGACCACCACUGCCUCGCCUCUACGACUAUGAGGAGACACCCCCAGUGGUGCCGCCCCUCCCCAAGGAGGCCUCGGUCAUCCGCCACACAUCAGUGCGAGGGCUCAAACGCCAGUCAGAUGAGAGGAGGAGGGACAGGGAGGGUGGGCAGUAUGUUGCAAAUGGAGAUUGUAAGUCGGACUUGAGGUCAUACCUGAGUGAACCAGAACUGCCGGGAAGCAGCCACCAGAACACGAGCGACACGGCCGACUACCAGUAUUACCCGAGUAAAGGCACCAUGUCUCAGAUGAAUCAGUCCAGCUCCAUCUCCUCCUUUGUCACACUAAGGAGGGGUCCCGGCAGCUCUGCAGCAAAGGAAAGACCAAAGAGUGCCUUUGAGCUUCUGUCCUCCCCCACUGAGGCCCCGCAGCCCCCGAUCAGCCAGCCUCGAGGCCGGAUGACCGCAGAGGAGCAGCUGGAGCGGAUGAAGCGCCACCAGAGGGCGCUGGUUCGUGAGCGCAAAAGGAACCUCAGCCACGGCGACCGCACUUGCACAGGCCUCUCCACCUCCUCUGCCAUGCCACAGCGCUCCUCCUCCUCCUCCUCCUCCAGGCUGCCCUCCAGUCCCUCUGAUCCUCCGGCCUCCGUGUUUGAGUGGCAGGAGGAGCGACUCGGAGCAGAGGGUCAGAGUGAUGAAGGCCUGAGUACGUUCAACGACAAGGGCAGGAUUCAGUCCCAUGAAUGGGUGACCGCAACAGCCAGACGGGUACAAGAAGUGGACGUAGAACCUCUGGACUACGACCUGGACAUCAGUCGAGAGCUGUCCAAACCACAAAAAGUUUUCAUCCCAGAGCGAUACGUCGAGUCCGACCCGGAGGAACCUCUGAGUCCCGAGGAGCUGGAGGAGCGCUCCCGUCGGGCGGAGCGCAUCAAGAACCUUCUGGCCAAGUCCAGUGUUCAGAACAUGCAGCCGUCAGCACCGCUGGACUUCAGUGAGCUGGACUCGGCUCUGCAGCUGCAGGAGAGGAUCAUGAGUGUGUCCCAAGCUUUGGCCUCAGAGGCCUCACGCAAGAGCAAACUGGUCGCAGCCAAAGCAGCAGCUGCAGAGCACUGACCCGCAGGAACGACCUGCAGACGUCAUCAGGUUUUGAAGGACGCUUCGUUUGGAAGAAGAACCGCAAUAUUUGUUUUUAUUUGAGCAAAUAACCAAAUUUUCUUAUUUUUAUUGAUGACAUGAAACAUAUUUUUACGUUUUUUUAAUUAAGUUUUGUAGUGGGUUUUCUUACCUUUGCACUUAAAUUGCACAAUUAAUAAUUUUAAUUUUAUUUUUUACCGGCGCUGCAGUUUGCUUUGGUCAUGAGUUGAAGCCAGAAUCAACACGCUCAGAUUGCAGUGAACACGUUUAAUGAUAAUAGUUUUAGAUUAAACAGUUUGGAUUGAGAUGUUUUUCUGAACACUAAUACGAGCGUCCAACCAUCAAUAAACUAAUAUGCAUCAGAUUAUGAAAUAUAUUAAUCAUAAAAUUGUGAAGCCACUAAAUAGUAACUCUGUAAUAGUUCUGUUUUAUUUAUAUUUUAAUUAUUUUUCUGUUCUAAGCAAGAAAAAGUUUGAAUUCUUAUGAACAUUUUGGGUUUUAAUUUAAUAUUGUACUUAUCCCUGACCUGUCUGUUCCUUGGUCUUCAUGAUAUUGUUUGAUCACUGAAUAAUGUACUGACAGCUGUAUUUAUACCGAGAUUAAAAUACACACAUGAACUC
Nematolebias whitei (Rio pearlfish) is the source of this 4872-nucleotide messenger RNA. RefSeq names its product pleckstrin homology domain-containing family A member 7. Gene Ontology annotation, molecular function: protein binding. Lineage: Eukaryota; Metazoa; Chordata; Actinopteri; Cyprinodontiformes; Rivulidae. The transcript is spliced from 29 exons. The record is from RefSeq and is a predicted model, not a curated record. Bases 29 to 4231 code for a protein of 1400 amino acids.